Pecten maximus is the source of this 953-nucleotide messenger RNA. RefSeq lists its product as uncharacterized. The coding region runs from base 1 to 690 and encodes 229 amino acids. The record is from RefSeq and is a predicted model, not a curated record. The transcript has 2 exons. Lineage: Eukaryota; Metazoa; Mollusca; Bivalvia; Pectinida; Pectinidae.
AUGGAAGCGUGGAAUACAAACAACGACCCAAAGGUCAUUGCUGGUUAUUACAUCAGAUCAGUUCAAAAUAAAGAUGGAUGUCCAGAGCGAUUAAGAGCAGAUGCUGGAACUGAGAACGGUUACGUUAGACAAAUGCAGUCGUUUUUACGUGAAGAUCAUGUUGAUCGCUUUGCUGGAGUACGCAGUUUUAUGUAUGGACGAAGUACCGCAAACCAAAAGAUAGAAAGUUUUUGGUGUAUAUUUCGCAAAGAAGUAACAGCAUUUUGGAUGGAUUUGUUCAAACAGCUUCAGGACGAUAACUACUUCAUUGGCGAUUUCUUAGACAAGAAUUUAAUUCAAUUCUGCUUGAUGGAUUUAAUACAGGCCGAUAUUGAUUCCACAAUUACUGUAUGGAACUGUCAUCGAAUUCGACCGUCAAAGAUGACAGCGUUACCAUGUGGACGUCCAGCCUUGAUGUAUUCUAUCCCGGAAUUGUAUGGAGUUGAAGACGGUUUAAAGGCAGUUGAACAGGACAAAUUAGAAAUCUGCGAAUCAGAAUGUCGAAUGAAAGAUGAUAUUCCUUGUGACAAGGAUGUGUUUGACCUAUGCAAUCUACUUGUGAAUGAGAAUGAGUGGAACAUCCCUGUCGAUCCCUAUGAAAUGUGUGAUUUAUACAUACAAUUAAGAAAUCAGAUCAAGAAUAGUAUCUAGAUAAGUAACUUUUCUUUAGCUUUUUGGAUAAAUAUUAUAAACAUAUGCAGUGAAAGUGAUGUUUUCGGUAUUUGAAAUCAUUGAAUACUCUUAACGUGCUACUAUACAGCGACUGACUUGUGCGACCACGCAAUUUGUAGUACAUUUCUCAAAGUCAAUCUUUAAAGUAAAUUCUGCCUUGAAGUUAGGUUAGGACUAAAUAUCGACCAUUGAAUAUACAAUUGUAACUAAAGAUUUGAAUUGUAAUAAAAAAUUGCAUUGCA